CAGAAUAGACAGACUGUGAGAAGAAAGAAGACUCUCUCUUUGUCUCGCAGCUGCUUUUUUGCUUCUUCUCUGCAAAAAAAAAACAUUGUUUGGCAUCCACUCCUUCAGCAAACCAAAUCCAAGAUGAACGCAGCAGCAGGUGAAGGCUCCAAGGCUGCUCCCCCCAAGUUCAAGCAGAAGGAGACCAGGCAGUUCAAGAGCAAGGCUCCCAAAGCUGGACAGAAGGGGUUUGACAACGACGUCCCAGGGAUGGAGGGUCUUGGAGACUCUGCAGUGGUCUGCCCCUGGGAGGCGUUUGGUGACAUGGAGCUGAGCGACCUAGCUCAGUUUGGCAUCGUCUAGACCUGUAAGAUAGGAGCUCCCACCCUGGCCCUGGACAGAUGUGAUACCACCGUGUUUCCAAACUGUACAAGUGCUGAGGAUGAGGAGCAGCUCUAAGCUGGAGGAGUGUUUUUACCAAAUGGUGCAGGAAUCACUGUGGGACACAUCUCUGCAGUCCCAGGGUUAUAUGGAGUCUCUCCUAACCAGACCCAGAAGAUAAAUAUUCUUCGAUUAUAUAUAUAUAUAUUUUAGGUGCUGUUUAAAUGUAUCAAUAUUAUUUUUGCUAUAAACAUAAAUGUAAAAAUCAUAAAUGAGUAAGUCCAUAACUUGCAUCUCACUAUAGCUAUAACCAGAUUACCUGUAAUGCACACAGUCAUAGUGUUGGUACAAUAAAUGUAUUCAUAAUUA
This is a messenger RNA of Epinephelus moara (kelp grouper), 729 nucleotides long. RefSeq names its product retinal cone rhodopsin-sensitive cGMP 3',5'-cyclic phosphodiesterase subunit gamma-like. The record is from RefSeq and is a predicted model, not a curated record. Gene Ontology annotation, biological process: positive regulation of G protein-coupled receptor signaling pathway; positive regulation of epidermal growth factor receptor signaling pathway; visual perception. The transcript is spliced from 4 exons. Gene Ontology annotation, molecular function: cGMP binding; 3',5'-cyclic-nucleotide phosphodiesterase activity. Gene Ontology annotation, cellular component: photoreceptor outer segment membrane. NCBI's taxonomy places the organism in Eukaryota, Metazoa, Chordata, Actinopteri, Perciformes, Serranidae. The coding region runs from base 124 to 342 and encodes 72 amino acids.